Messenger RNA from Poecile atricapillus (Black-capped chickadee), 2754 nucleotides. Its product is annotated as collagen alpha-1(I) chain-like. Bases 1 to 2754 code for a protein of 917 amino acids. The record is from RefSeq and is a predicted model, not a curated record. The transcript has 5 exons. Lineage: Eukaryota; Metazoa; Chordata; Aves; Passeriformes; Paridae.
AUGGCCGUCAGCCCAUCCCCAGCAGCAGAGCCGAGGCUCCAGCGCCAUUGCGGACCCCCAGUCCCAGCCGGACAGGCCACGCUGGGGGUGCCAGCGAGGGCGGUGGUCCCGUGCUGCGGAUCCCCCGCCCGUAGCCCCCCGCCCGCCGGGCAGAGCCGCCGGUGCUGCGGGAAGCCGCGGACUGUCAGCCCCAUCUCCCGGCCGGCGGGAGCAGCUGCGCGGGGCGGGCAGAACGGAGAGGGCGAGCAGCUCCCCCGCCGCACACCGCCCGCAUUUAGGCUGGUGACAGUGGCCGUGGCGGCAGGACAGGCACGGGACUUUGUUGGAAGGAUGACAAACGCGACUGGGAAAAACUGCUCAUGGCAGCGGUCCUGCCCGCACCCACCGCCCUUGUAUGCCCUGGGCUGCCCCCGCAAGGUUUCGGGGGACCAUGGAACAGGGCAGGGGGACUGCGAGGUGAGGGACCUGGGAAGCAGAGGUCACCCCGGCAGGAGGAGCAGCCCCGGCGCCAGAGACACCGGGCCGCUGCAGCCGCGCCUGCGGGCACGGAGCCGGGCUGAGCCCCACCCGUCGCCCCUGCUCCCGCCGCUCCAUCCCUGCGGUUUCAAGACACGAUGCUCUCCGCUCCUCUCCUCCUCUGCUUCCUUCCUCUCCCUUGGCCGGGCCAGCCCUCCCCCUGCCCGCCGCGACUCCUUAACCCUUUCGCCCACGCUCCCGGCCGUCAUCCAGCCCCACGGCCACGGCUUCCAGCCACCGCCCCCGGCCCUUUGUGCAGGAUCCCGGUGCUGCCCCCGGGGUCCGCGCUCCCCCCAGGCCCCGCCCCGGCGAACAUCCGCGGCCGGAGGCAACUCGCAACCAGCCCAUCCUGCCCACGGCUCCCGCGGGACCCGCGUGGGCUACAGCUCCCUCCACGAUGGGGUCUGGGGCUCCCUGCCUGCCGGCCGUGACGCCCUCAUCUCCCUCCGGGGGAGCGAGCAGGAGCCCCCGGUGCGGGGCCGCGCUCCCUUCGGCAUCACCGCGGUGCGGGAAGCGGCCAUGGCGGGAGCCGGGAUGCGCAUUCCCGCCGGCCGCGGGGGCACCGGGCCGUUCCCGUGGGGCACCAUGCGAUCCGUGCGCGGGCACCGGGGCCUGCAGAGGGAGCCCGCAGUGCCGGGCGGUUCCGCGGCUACCGGCCCGACCGGCCGUACAGCCCCGGCGCGCACUGGGAGCGGGGCUGGGCUGGGGGUGAGCCCGAUCGCGGGGCGGGGGGCUGAGGGUGAACCCCGCGGUGGGGUGGCCGCGGCCGCCCGAGCUCCCCGCUGCAGCCCGCAGACAAAGCCCUGCGGCGGCAGGGCCGGCCACGCUGCCCGCUGUGCCGCACAUCCGGGCGGGAGCGGGAGGCAGUGGCCACGAUGCCAUUUCCCUGUUCCUCUGCCGGAAGAGAAGGGCUGGAGAAGGCCCUUCCUGCGGGCGCUGGCCAUGGCACGGGCGGAGGUGAUACAGCAGAUGGGAAGACAGCGUUUCAGCGCCUGCGGGGCAGCGAGGCCCGGGCAGCGGGCGCUCCCUGCCUGGGUGUGCAGAGCGGCUGCUCCGGGGGCCAGCCCGGCGGGGGGAGCGCGGCGCCAGCACGGCCGGGGGCUCCCGCACGGCCGGGCCGGAGCGGGGGGGAGAAACAAAGGGCAGCGGCGGGCGGGGGGAGCGGGUCCGCACGGGCAGUGCCGCGACGAGCCCCGUGGCGGCACCCCGGGGGGCGGCAGCCCGGCCCUGCCCCCCGCGCGGCCCGGGCAGCACCGCCCCGGUGCCACAUCCCCGCGCUGCCCCGGCUGCCCCCCGCCCCGUGCCUGCCCAGCCGUGCCGGUGCGGCGGCGGCGCGGCGCGGCGCCCGGACCCGUGCGGCUGGCGGCGGAGACCCCGGCCCGCAUCGGAGGUAGCGACGGAGCCGCCGCCCGCCGCCGGCCGGUUGCGGGGGGCGGCGGUGGCGGCCCGUCCCGGCGGAACGGGCGGGCGCGGGGCCGGUGCGCGCCGCUCGGCGGCGGGAGGGCGGGCGGGAGCGCGGCUGUCCGGGAGCGGCGGAGCCCGGCGAGGACAGCCAGGCCGCGGGCACCCGGCGCCGCUCCCCGGCGGGCGAGGCUCGGCAAGGCUCGCACGGCUCUGCACGGCAGCCCCGCGGAGGGCGACGGCCCGGCCCGCCGGUGCGCGGGAGGGCGGCGGGGGAGCGCGGCGGGGGCGCCGGGCCGGCCCGCGGGGCGCGGCGGACAAUGGCAGGGGGUAACCCGAGCCCAGCGGGGGCGGGCGGCGACCCGCGCCACCCGCCCCGCUGACCGCCCGCGGGCACCGGGGCCGGGAGCGGUGCCGAGCGGUGCACGGGGGCCGCCACCGCUCGGGUGCCCCGGCGGGGCGCAGGGCCUGGCCGACUCCAUUUUGUUGGCGCCCGCUCCGCCGCCGUUCGCAGGCCCGCGGCCUGCCCGGCUGGGGGGGGGAAAAGAGCGGCGGGGGAGACACUGCGGGGCCGCCCCGUCCCAUCCCGCCCGGUGCCCCCUGCCGCCGCCUACGAUGGACGUGCGGGCGGCGGCCCCGAGGCCGCGGUGCCGGGUGGGGGGAUGCGGGGAGCGGGGCAGGCCGGGCCGGGCCGGGGCGCGCCGGGGGGGGGCAGCACUGAGCGCCCCCUCCCCACCUCCCCCUGUCGAGAUGGGGGGGGAGGGGGCCGUCGGGGGGGGGGUGCUCGUGCGGGGGGGUAGGAGGGGGGCCAGGCCCGCGCGGGCGCGCGCGCGCUGA